AAAUUUAUAUUGAACGAGAAAUUACGUAUCGAUGGUGAAGGGAAGCCAUCGCAUAGCCGCUAGCUUGACAGAUGUUUUCAACAUUAUUGCAUCCAUUUAUCAAGUAAACCGAUCGACAGCUAGCUAUUCCAAUGCAGCAUCUGAUUCUGAAGGAUAUAUUCAACUAAUGGAUGAUUUUUUUGAAAUCCUGGUCUAAGGAUUGGAUCUUCCUGCAUGAACAACAGAAGAUAAUUGAAUGAGCUCCAGAUUGCUAGAAAGGGAAAGAAGUACAUCCACUUUACCUAUUAAGCACAAGUACUACCAGUUUAAUGUAAUUGAUUUACUGAAAAAAGGGUUAAAUUAUGGCUUAACAUACAGGUCAUUCACACGGCAUCCUGUCUGUAAUUGCAUAAGUUGGGGAGGAAACCACUGAGAAAAUUAUGAAAAUUGUCUUCGUUUGACCCACACCCAUCUGAAAUUGCAGUCCGGGCUCAUCAGCAUAAUUUAUGGGGGUGCCGCUGAUACUGUCCAAUUGGUGAUGGGCAAUUGAAUUUGUAGCGUGAGUAAGAUUUCAAUAGGAUCACAAUCAAAGUGAUUCUUAAUCAAAUUUGGAGUACUCCUGCCAAGGAAGGUUGCGCGGUGGCGCUCAACCCCUGCCGACUAAUUCCUUUCAACUUGGGCUACUGCCUCAUCCUCGGAUUCCAAGCAGUUUAUAUCAUUUCCAGCGAUACAGAGGCAAGGAUCUAACACAAUUACCGCUCCCCGGUGCAUAAAACCUGCCAGGAAUAUUUUAUCCACUUUGGCUAAUAUUACAUCAAAAACGUUUUUCAGUAUGAAGUUGGCAUUAAGCGGACAAUAAGACAUUACAGAUUAGGCAGUAACCGGAAAUAUCUCAUGCUGGAGCUCGGUGGCAAUUUGUGUUUCAUCAAUUUGUGCUCGGAGAGGAUUGUGUUUUGAAAAGAGAGGAGUCUCACUGUGUAUGACGCGAUGAGAGAGAUGCAUUGCUCCUAAGACAAGCUCUCUUCAGUCCGGACUGACUGCUAAUGGGUCAUGUGGAGCGUUUGAUUAGAGAGAUGUAGCAAUGUGCGCAGAAGGCUGUGAUUACCGAUGAAUGAUGACUGUGUAUCUGACAAUUCAAUCCCGAGGGAUCCAAGCUAUCUGCUAUUUACAUGUACAUGUAUGUGACGUCAACCCGGGAGAGCGAUACUUCGAGCUAAAAAACUGUUAUGACGAUUAAGAAAUUAGCCAUAUAAUUAAGUGCUUUUUGAUUUAUUAGUACUAGUAACGAUAAUCCUGUGUGACUGAUUGUGGGACAAACUCUACUUCUGCAUUUCACAAUUUUCAUCAAUUAACUUGCUGAUACCUGAAAGGCAAUGCAUCUGAGUAACUGAAGUGACUAUUUGUCUCUGCUGAUGAUGAGAAUCUUGUAUUUGUCAUGGAGCUUGACGGAGCCAGAGAUACAUUCCUUACCCGUCUCAACAAAUCACUGGAGGUUGGAUGGCAGUGCAAACUCAAACAAGAUGGACGUCUCUACUAUUUAAAUCACAACAAUGAAACAUCUCACUGGAUUCCCCCUUUGUCUAACUGGUCUCUGGUUGGGGAUCUCCCAUAUGGAUGGGAGACUGCUCGUGAUAAGAAUGGAAAAGAAUACUAUAUCAACCACAGGACGUCCUCCACGACAAGAGAAGACCCCUUUGACCUGGAGGAAGCACCCCCUGAGCAGAGGGAUGUGAUCCUGGUCAGAGACACCGCCUUGGGUUUCGGUUUCAUCGCAGGCAGCGAGAGACCGGUCGUCAUACGAUCCGUCACCGAAGGUGGACCCUCCAUCGGUAAACUACUUCCUGGAGAUGAGAUUCUCAAGGUGAACGGAGAGGAUGUGAGGAACAGCGAUCGUCAGUACAUCAUUGAUAAGAUAAGAUACUCCACUGAUGAAAUCGCUCUCUCCGUUAUUCAGCCCUACAUCGACAAGACGGGCCUGAAGUCGUCAUUCCUCAGCGCGACAAAAAAGCAGAAACUGAAAGCCAAACCCCCUCGUGUACGCUUUGCUGACAGUGUCAACACAUUUCCCUCCAAUGCGCCCAAGAUGCCACCAAGUCUGGUGUACUUACCAAACGUCCUCAAGGUUUAUCUCGAGAACGGCCAAACCAAAUCAUUCAAGUAUGAUGACUCCACUACAGUCAAGGAGGUGUUGGUGAAUCUGAAGGAGAAGCUAGGACUGAAAUGCCUGGAAUACUUCUCAUUGGUAGUAGAGGAUGUACGAGUUCCAUCCCAACAUAAGUUCAUCAUCCUACAAGAACAGGAAUCACUCAGACAGAUUGCAGAGAGACCGGGUAGUCAGAACUGGAAGUGCCACUUGAGGAUCACCUACAUACCCUUUGAUGCAUAUGAUCUUCUUAAUGAAGAUGCUCAGGCCUUUGACUACUUCUACCAACAGUGCUGCAAUGAUGUUCUUCAGGAGAGGUUCUCCACCGAGAUGAAACCAGAGACUGUGAUGCGGCUAGCAUCCCUCCACAUCCAGCAGCAUCACUUAGCCAGCAAGCAAACCACCAAACUCUCUCUUAAAGUCAUUGAGAAGGAAGAUGGUCUAGGAAGUUUUCUACCCAGGAACAUCCUGUCUCACUGGAAGGCCAAAGAACUCAGGAAGAUGAUCUCACAACACAUGAAACAGAACCAAAACCUGGCCGCUCCAGGGCAGAAGCAUCUGACCGAGUUGCAAGCCAAGCUUCACUACCUCAAGAUCUUUGGGACGCUCAAGUCAUUUGGGACUAGGACAUUCCUCACAACCAUACUGGAUUUCCCUGAUGUAGACCAGCAGUCGGAUGCGAGCGUGAUCAUAGGACCACACUGUGACAUCAGUCUGUUAGCUAAGACCGGUGACUGGGCUCCGGUCCUAGAGUUCAACCACCUGACCCGUAUCCUGCUGACCGUUGAGUGCGGGACGGAGGAAGGGGUUCAUAGGCUAGAGCUGCAUCAGAAAAGUGGACAGGCUAUUAUAUUCCUGAUGCAGAGUGAAGAUGCCCAACAGAUGGCGUCCUUUAUCAAUGGAUACUACAGACUGUUGGUAAACAGGAGUAGAACACUCCUUACUGAAACCAGUCUUGGGAUGCCAGCUGCCAAAACAGAAGCUCCACCAUACUACGGGAAACACCAUGUCUCGAUCGCCAAAUGGAACUACCCAGAUGACCUUGUGUCGGAGGUCAUAUCGGAAGAGGUCAAUAAUGUAGAUUCAUCUGAGUUUGAGAAAGCACCAAAGAGAAGGAAAACAAGAGAGGGGGAGCAGUGGGUUGACCUGUCAGCGGGACCCCCUCCCUAUCAACCUGAUCUGACAUAUAUCAGAAACUUGAAGAUGCAUGACCGUCUUCAAAACAUUCCUGAGUUGGCAGAGGAGCACGAUACCAAAGAAAAUGUGGAGGACUCUCUUCCUGUUGAGCCCAAGACAGCAGCAGCAGAGCCAGAGGUCUCACCGGAGCAGCUGGACGAUUCCAGUCCCCAGUCAGAAGACAGUCAGUUCUCUGAGGAGAAGGCAGACAGUGAGAAGGAGGAAGAGAUUCUCUCCCUUCUGAGCAGCGGCGCAUCCAGUCCAGAGAGCGAUGGUAGCGUCUCAAGCGUAAGCGGUGCUGCUGCAAUCGACAGCAACAGGAAGAGUGAAGCAAAGUCCAAGAAAACAGGCAAGAAGAGAGACAGGUCGCUGACCGAAGGAAUCAGUAAAAAGAUCUUUAGAUCUAUCACCGGGAUGAAAUUCAAUGUGAAGGACACAGUGGCAUCCAAUGACUCUGAAAAUGUGACAACCACUGAGGGAAAGUUUAUUAGUGCUUCUCCCACACAGGACACAAGUUUGGAGAGUGAAAGCAAUUCAGUCCAUUCUGCUGAAGAAAGUUUUGUGAAGGAUGAAGCAAGUGAGGAGAGGCCAAACUCAAGAUUAAGAGCAAGGGAUUCUAUUUUGAUUCAGCACAGGAAAAUCAGUCCUAGGUUAGAGAGGCGUCGGGACAGCGAAGACAGCGAGGUGUCCUCUGAAAACACAGAGGGACAGUCAAAUGACAGUGACAUUAUUGAUUUGACAAACAUUGGUGAUUUUGAUUUUGAUUCGGAUCUCUCACCCACGAAGAGUGUUGAUGCUUACGAUGAUGUCUUUAUGGAUGAUGAUGAGGUUUCAGACAGAGUUUGUGAAAUGCAUCAAGUGGAGUUCCAUGUAGGCUCAGAGCCAGAUGAUAAUAUCUCUCCUGGAGUGGAAGAUGACAGUGAAAUGCUAGCCCUGUGCAAUGAAAGUGAUGUAGAACUUGAUUUACCAGGAUUUGACAAUGAUGAUGAUGAUGAUGUUGAUAAAAAUAAACAUAAGAUGGAUAACCACGGAGAAGGAGAUUACCAUGAAGAGGAAGUAGAAGAUGAAGAUGACAUACCAGUAUCAGUCAUAGAUACAGUCUCACCAUCACCUUCAUUAACAUCACCUAUGGAUACUUCUGAUGAGGCACAUGGCAUGCAGCUAGCAGCCCUGGUAGCGCUAAAUGCCAGUCUGGAAGAACCUACAGAAUCGCUCCAAGCAGCUGCAAAGAGUCCUGACAACGAAUGUGAGUCAGACUCUGGAAACGAGACUAUUUCUUCAGAAAUUGACAAUAAUAACACAGAGCACACCAGCACAUACCAAUCCCCUAGAGACUAUGCAUCAUUUGAUACAGCAUCUAAUUUCACAGAUUCCGUAGAUUUAGUGGAGCCUGAAUCGAGCAGUACUACUUCUCUCAAAGAUGAGGAUAUUCAUGAGCCUUACGGUUGUGCAGCGGGCUGUGCAACUAGCUCAGAUACUGAAAGUACUUCAACUCUGCACGGUAGCAGUCCAAACCUGAGCGCGAUCGACAUGCAUGUAGGAGAUGACAGAGCUCCUUCAGUACACCAUCAGAACAUCGAUGAUGUUCUCCCCUCACUUGCAGCACCAGAAACCAGUGCAGGGGUAGGUGGCUAUGUUGAUGACAUUGAAGCCCUCAUCGCUACUUUGGCGGUACAGCCACCUCCGCUCUUGGACAGUGGAGAAAUUGAUGAAGAACUUCUCCAGGCCAUCCUCCCUCCUCCACCCCUAGAAGGGUUUGACGAGGGUGCUAUAGAAGGUGCAUUUCCACAGAUGAAUCUGAGUGAAGAUGAUGAAGAUGAGAAGAAAGAGAUUGUUAAUCCUAACAUAGACUUCCUGAAAAAUAAAUCAUGGGAACUUGAUGAAGAGGAAGAUAGAGCCGUCACAGAACUUGCAACCUCACUGGAUUUGUUGAAGAUGCCUUCACCAGGUGAUGAGCCCGACAUGUCGGAAGUAUUGGAUACCUCCACCAGUAUUAAAUCCAACAAUGGGAUGAACUUGAGAUCUUCAUUUCCUGAUCCCCAAGAUUGUGAAGGAACAUUUGGUUGGAAUGCAGAGCAAGAUGGCAGAGAUGAUGAUGAUGAAGAAGACAAAGAUCUUGAUUCUGAUAUGGGAGAUCUUGAGGAAGAGGCUGGUCUGAGGGAACUCCUAGAGCUCACCUUGUCAAAUGCCAUUGGUAGUAUACAUCAUGCAGAACCAAGUGAGUUUAGUGAAGAAGGGUUUAUCACUCCUUCCGAAGUUGUUCGGGACCACUUGGAAUGGGAAAAUAACAAGGAUGUCAUCAGUGAAAUUGAGAGCUGUAAUGAAACUGAAGAGGAACUUACACCUAGGCCUAAAUCAUUGAAUCCAGAUAAUGCUGAAAGUGAUGGAGAGGGUGAAGUUAUAAAGGUUCAGUAUGAUAGUUAUGGGCAGUUGAGAGGCCAUGGAUCUCCAGAAGAGAAAGUUGCAAAUAUAUUAGAUGCAAUCAUUUCAGGUGGCAUAUCUCCAAAUGUAUCAAGUUCAUCAAAUCGAUCUACCCCAAGUUAUGACAAACCUUUGAAUUCUCCUCAUGACUUGGAUGCAAAGCCUCGUGGGAUUCAACAGAGCAAGCUACAGGGUAGCGUGGACAGUGGAUUCCAUCAGCCCGAUCAAGACCAGCUUUCAGUGACCUCUCCAUCUGAGACAUCGUCCGUGACUGGUAUGGACAACAAUUGCUCAGGAAUCCUUGAUGCCCUGGUAAUGAGUGCCAGUGCUCACCCAAAAGAUGGACUUGAAGACAAGACGAUCCAAGAAAGUACCACAGAGAAGAUGGAGGACAGUAACGCAGAGAAGCCUGUAGUCAGACCAAAGAUUAUGGGAGGCAAGCCUAAUGUUCCUCCCAAACCACCCAAGCCGGCAAGACCCAAGGAUCUUCAACUGAAGCUGGAUGAGUACGCAGGUGACACAGCCCUGAGGAAAAGCAAUAAGUAUCCAGCUCCCCAGCCUCCCCAGCCUCCUCCUCGGAAGCGCUACAAAGCUCCAAGCAUCGCAGCCAAAGCUUCCAGGUUUGAAAACACCAAUGUAUAUAAAUCUCAUGAGAAAGGGAGCCCUGAAAGAUUUGCAACUCUACCAAAGUCCUUUGCCCCUCCAUGUGACAUAGAUGGUGAUAUUGAUUCCUCUCAAAAGCCAGAGCUGACAAGAUUUCAUUCUGAUAUAGCCACCUAUGGUUGUGAAGUCGAUGUACAAGAAAAGCAGAAGAGUGGUAAACCUGUGACCCGCAGUCAUACUUUUUCAGACUCUUCUCCAACAAAGGAUUCCAGUAUAAAGCCAGCUCCGCUUCGAAAAGCUCCUCCGGCUCCCCUUCCUAAACCAAAGAAAACCUCAGGUGCGUCACCUACUAGUUCAGGGACAUCUUCUCCGAGACUUUCCCAAAGAAGUCCAUCUGCAAGUAAUUCUCCAUCAUUAUCUAAGAAGCAGUCUUUUACUGGAUCACUGUCAAGAUUACUUACCCCAAAGAAUAAAACUUGGGGACAGUUUAAAGAUGCACUUCCGUUCAAGCAAGGAUCAUUCAAGGGAAACGGCAGCAGUCGCUCCAAGUCAAAGUCUAGGAAACCACUGAAGGCUCUUUGGCCAUCGGCGACAAUGGACACUCCAGGAGACAUAGGCAAUGCAACGAAAGAAGCGUCAGAAAAUCGUAGCAACACAUUGGAGAAAGGUGGAUGGGGGAUGUUUCAGAGGUCUGAGUCGGCAGAGUUCAACACAAAACCAGACUAUAGCUUGGAAGUACGAGCAAGAUCUUUCUCAAUGAAUUUGAUGAGAAACAACAGUGAGGAUUCAACUUCUGAGUCUGAUAUGGAAACGCCGAAGGGUUCACCGAACCUCAGACAGGGUGGUACCUUGAAGGAGCGUCCGUCAUCCAUGAUUAGCCUGACAGAGAGCUUCCCUCCUCCGUUCUAUCACCCAAGGAGGCCACCCCCUCCCAGACCUUCCAAUCCUCCUGUCCUCAAGGCAGCAAGCCUUAGCAAACUCUCAACUAGAAUGUAUGUCCAGACAGGACCUAUCUCACCAAUACCUCCAUCAUCUCCUGUAGUAUCCCCCGAGCCUGUACCAAGUCUCGAUAGCAGCUUUGAUACAGACACUGAAGUCUCUUCUCCAACACCACCUCCACUACCUUCGACAAAUCCUCCAGAUUUCUCUAAACCAGAAGGGGACAUUUCACCAGUUGAUGAUCAGUACUGCAACGGUAACGACAAUGCUGAUCUUAUAAUGGAUAUCGAAAGCAGAGACUAUGAUGGGGAAGCAGCCAUCAGUAGGGCCAUCCAGGACAUUGAACUACUUGCAGAUGACAUGAGGGAUAGCAUCUCCACGGUGGAGAGUCAGCCGAAUUCACGGCAGUUCCGACAGACCAAGGAGAGCUUGUUGUCGGAGGUGCGGGAGUUCACCAGUAACACCAAGAUGGUGGUGAGUGCAGCAGGUCAGCCUGGACAGCAGCUCAAGGAUUGUACUAACAGCAGCAUGCACACCCUGGCAAGGCUAUGCUCAGCUACACAGGCAUCCAUGGAUGUGAUGUCCUCAACCCCUCAAGCAAAGAAUCUCGGCAGAAAAGUUGAAGACGUGGCCAGAAAUUUCGGAGCUACCCUUGGGGCAGCCAGCGAGGCUCAUGGGAAGCCUAUGAGUGAUCCCAGGAUGCAACAGCUGCUCCGAAAAGCCCAGACGAUGGCCGCUCUCCUCUCUGCCCUCAUGAGAAGUCUGCGUAUGCUUCAGCACUGACAUUGCCGCAACCGAUGCCUCAUGAAAUCCUCUUGGCAGCAAAAAAAAAAUCUCCAUGUUAUUUUUAAUUAUCUUUGAGUCUGAUCCUUUGCUUAGCCUUAUAAAGCCAGAUUAAGUGAGACUAUUAUCAUGAGUAAUUCUGUUCUUUAUUUAUGGUACAUGGUUUUUAUUCAAGGAAAUGCUCUAGUUACAGAGUAGGAAAGUUCUUUCCAACAAGUGGGUGCUGUUGUCCUUACUAUAGGGCCAUAUUUUGUAACUACACAUCGUAUUCUUUCAUUUUAACGAUUUUUUUUUUUAAUGUUCAAGAUUCAGUUUUAUGUUCCUUUUCAGAUUACUAAGUCAAAUUUAGUCAGAAUGUAAUGGUGCUGUUAUUACAGUCUUUCUGUUCAAUUUAUCAAGAAUUUUAGGAACAUGUUGAUAUUUGGCCGUCUGUAUAUCCACUGUUCAUUGUGUACAGAGAAAUACUUCACAUUAAUAAUUUUUAGAUUUAAUGCGUUUGAUUUUGCACUUGUAGAUGGAGAAUUACACCUUUUGACAAUUUUUCUAAAAUCUUAGUAAACAGUCAUCCAGCGCUGGACGCAUUUCAAGGAUACUUCAAUUUUUCUUUCUGCACAAUUCAAGCUAGCAGCUAUUAUUUGUUAAGCAAAUAAUAUCCAGACAUGGUGUCCCCAAUACGAGGCAUGAGAGUCUAUCAUUGUUCAAUAAUCCACUUCAAGUAGACACACACUCACAUGGGAAGUAUUACAUUAUCCAAGUAUUUGUUUUUGUGUAGUUGACUGACAGUUCUGUAAUGUUCUAGUCUAUUCUGCAGCCGUAAUAGUGAUAGCAUCUUAAUAUCUUUACGUGGCAGCGAAAAUUUGUCGUGAAAUUGUAUGAUAAAUGGGUUUCUGAUCAGAAAUAUUCCUUUCCUCAAUGUCGACGUUUGAGGACUAGUGGUAGCCCUUUAGUUUAGCAGUGUUCAUGUUUAUGCAAGGGCCUUGGUUUAAAACCAAUUCGAUGUGGUAUUCUCAAUUACCAAGUCCUUUGAAUAGGACUAAAGUUGUAGGUCUCUGCACAUGCAAGUAGCUGCUUUCUUAAUAGUCAGAUUUGAUAAAUGAUCAUUGAAUAAUCAUAUACAAAUAGGGUAAAGUAACAAAGAUACAACUGCAACUCAAUUAUGAAAACCAUUAGAUAAGAAAAAAUACCGGUACUCCUUGAAAAUGGGGAAGCGGCCAUAGGUCGACUUUGAGAAGAAAGUAAACAUGGGUGUAAUACCUUCUCAUUCAAACAUGAACAUAUAUUAGCAUGAAGACCAAACUUUUCUGAAAUAGAUACAGAAAAGUAAGACUAUUCAAACUUGAACCAUGGCUAUGGAAAGCUAUGUGCACCGGUGGUGAACAAACAAUAACAGAUACGAGACAAGCAGCUUAUGUUAACAAGACACUUUAACCUUAAUAUCCUAUUCAAACAGAGAUUCCACUACCACCGUGGAGUGACUGUGAGUUACUUCAAGUCGAUUUGUUGUUUCUCUUCACAUAUUCCAUAAAGAAGAAAAAAAUGAGAAGAAUAUUUUACUGUUUUUUUUUUCCUCUUUUUUUGAAGCUCAAAUAUUCAAAUGUUUUUGUUAGUCAAUUGGAUGUGAAUUUUUAUAGGAUAUUAUGAGAAAGUAAAGCUGCAUGCACCAAGGAGUUUUUUGUAGUGUUAUUAUAGCCUAAAAGCUCGUAGAUUCAUUUUUGCUUUGAUAUGCUGCUAGGGAAAAAC
This is a messenger RNA of Strongylocentrotus purpuratus (purple sea urchin), 9784 nucleotides long. RefSeq lists its product as uncharacterized. Gene Ontology annotation, biological process: signal transduction. The transcript has 18 exons. The coding region runs from base 1415 to 8044 and encodes 2209 amino acids. The record is from RefSeq and is a predicted model, not a curated record. Gene Ontology annotation, molecular function: protein binding. Lineage: Eukaryota; Metazoa; Echinodermata; Echinoidea; Camarodonta; Strongylocentrotidae. Gene Ontology annotation, cellular component: cytoskeleton.